AACCCGAGCCCCGCGCCCACCACCACGGCGGGCGACGUGGCUCCGAGGCCCCGCGGCCCCGGCCUCCCCCUCGCAACCCGGCGGCCAAUGGGCGCGUGAGCGGGGCCGCCCGGUGCUCCCCUGCCCGCCGCCCGGGGCGCGCCCCUCCGCUCUGGCACGGGGCGGGCGCUGGCCGAGGGGCUGGCCCGUCCCCACCCUCCCUGCGCCGGCUCCAGCCCCGCCGCCGCCGCCGCCGCGCGCGCUAGGAGCCCCCAUUCCCCAGCCGCAGCUCUCGUCGCUCGAUCGGUGCCUCCCGCGGGCCGCUCUCCUCCCGACGAUGGCGCGCGGCGGCCGUGGUCGCCGCCUGGAGCUGGCCCUGGGGUUGCUGCUGGCGGUGGUGCUGGCGCCCCCGGCGCUGCGGGCCAAGCCCACCGUGCGCAAGGAGCGCGUGGUGCGGCCCGACUCGGAGCUGGGCGAGCGGCCGCCCGAGGACAACCAGAGCUUCCAGUACGACCACGAGGCCUUCCUGGGCAAGGAGGACUCCAAGACCUUCGACCAGCUCACCUCGGAGGAGAGCAAGGAGAGGCUGGGGAAGAUUGUCAAUCGAAUCGACAGUGACGGCGAUGGCUUUGUCACCACCGAGGAGCUGAAAACCUGGAUCAAACGGGUGCAGAAAAGAUACAUCUACGAUAAUGUCGCUAAAGUCUGGAAGGAUUAUGAUCGGGACAAAGACGAUAAAAUUUCCUGGGAAGAGUACAAACAAGCCACGUAUGGUUACUACCUAGGAAACCCCACAGAGUUUCAUGAUACUUCAGAACAUCAGACCUUUAAAAAGAUGCUGCCACGUGAUGAGAGAAGGUUCAAGGCUGCAGACCUGGACGGUGACCAGACAGCCACCCGGGAGGAGUUCACUGCCUUUCUGCACCCUGAGGAGUUUGAGCACAUGAAGGAAAUCGUGGUUUUGGAAACUCUGGAGGACAUCGACAAGAACGGGGAUGGCUUUGUGGAUCAGGAUGAGUACAUCGCCGAUAUGUUUUCCCACGAGGAGAACAGCCCUGAGCCAGACUGGGUUCUGUCAGAACGGGAGCAGUUUAAUGAAUUCCGGGAUCUGAACAAGGACGGGAAGCUGGACAAAGAUGAGAUUCGCCACUGGAUCCUCCCCCAAGACUAUGACCACGCACAGGCCGAGGCCAGGCACCUGGUGUAUGAGUCGGACAAAAACAAGGAUGAAAAGCUCACUAAAGAGGAGAUCUUGGACAACUGGAACAUGUUUGUUGGAAGCCAAGCCACCAAUUACGGGGAAGAUCUCACAAAAAACCAUGAUGAACUUUGAUGCACGCACACCCUGAUAAGACAGACUGUCACAGGCUUUCUUUAUUGUCUUGGAUGGUUGCUACAGUUGUCUCAUUUACAGCAAUUGUGUCCCCCCCAAAAGCAAGUUUACCACCUCAGCUUGGGGUUAUGAUUGUUUUUCACUCACUGUUUGCUGGAAAAUGGUCAUCGCUAUUCUUUUAGUAAGAUUUCUCUCCAGACACAUUAAAAUCUUGGUAAAUCGCACUCUAGGGGGGAUACAUUGCUAAAACAUGACUUUUUAAAGCGUUUUCCAUGAAAUCUGAACUAAAGGGGAAUAUAAUUUGAAAAGCCCUAUUAUUCAGAAGUUGGGUGGGUGGAGGGGGGCAGUAUAUGGAGUGACGGCUAUGUAUUUUAACUGCAGAUUUUUUACAUUUGCCGCUGUUAAAUAAUUGAUGAGGGAGAAUUCUUAUUAAGCUACAGUUGGUAUCUCAUCCUACACAGGCUUCUUUCAGAGCAAGGCUAUUUCAGAUUCUUCCUUCUUGACUUUGUCCUCUGAGCUGUCACUGUAAAUGGUAGAUAAACCUCUAUGCAUUUUUCUGUACCGACCUGCUAAUAUGCACAACAGAUCUACCUAUCUUUGUUUUUCAUUUUUGUUUUUUACAAUAAGAAGCAAUUGAGAAAGGUAAUGUGAAAAAGAAAGAAAUUUUAAAGGUAGGGAGAUGUGAUGAGUGUCAGGCAUUUGAAGAACUAUAGGAAAAUGGUAAAUGCUUUAUUAUACUUGAGAACAUUUGUUUGAUGUGGAAAUGAAAUAGAUCUGAUCUUUGAAAAAGUGAAUAGAAAUCCAAUCCAUCUCCUCUCUGAUCUCUGAUAGGAAUGAGGGUGUGGGGCCCUAGGAGCUCGGGGACCCGUCUCAUCUGGUCCUCUGGAGUCUGCAACUCUCGGAUCUGGCCCGGGACCACUUAACACUGUGGACUUAGGACAAAGUGAUGUUCCAAGCCAUUGGCUGAACUGGAUGAAAUGACUUUUACAGGUUGCAGUUCCACCUUGUACGCAGAAAGUGAAUGAAAUAAAGGCUCCCUCUGAGGAUUUUCUACUGUG
This is a messenger RNA of Camelus dromedarius (Arabian camel), 2370 nucleotides long. RefSeq names its product reticulocalbin 1 (gene RCN1). Gene Ontology annotation, molecular function: calcium ion binding. The record is from RefSeq and is a predicted model, not a curated record. The transcript is spliced from 6 exons. Gene Ontology annotation, cellular component: endoplasmic reticulum. NCBI's taxonomy places the organism in Eukaryota, Metazoa, Chordata, Mammalia, Artiodactyla, Camelidae. Bases 317 to 1312 code for a protein of 331 amino acids.